Messenger RNA from Melitaea cinxia (Glanville fritillary), 1443 nucleotides. It is a transcript of the gene Pect, whose product is annotated as ethanolamine-phosphate cytidylyltransferase. The coding region runs from base 1 to 1143 and encodes 380 amino acids. Gene Ontology annotation, biological process: phosphatidylethanolamine biosynthetic process. Gene Ontology annotation, cellular component: cytoplasm. NCBI's taxonomy places the organism in Eukaryota, Metazoa, Arthropoda, Insecta, Lepidoptera, Nymphalidae. The record is from RefSeq and is a predicted model, not a curated record. The transcript has 8 exons. Gene Ontology annotation, molecular function: ethanolamine-phosphate cytidylyltransferase activity.
AUGAGUGACAGCAAGGAAGAUAAAAAGCAAAUACGUGUGUGGUGUGAUGGAUGUUAUGACAUGGUUCAUUUUGGUCAUGCAAACUCAUUGAGACAGGCCAAAGCUCUCGGUGAUGUAUUAAUAGUAGGUGUACACACAGAUGAAGAAAUUUCCAAACACAAGGGUCCACCUGUUUUUACACAAGAGGAGCGAUACAAAAUGGUUCGUGCUAUCAAAUGGGUCGACCAGGUGGUGGAGGGAGCACCUUAUGUUACAACAUUAGAAACAUUAGAUAAAUACCAGUGUGAUUUUUGUGUGCAUGGAGAUGAUAUCACAGUAACCGCAGAUGGAGUAGAUACAUAUCAUUUAGUUAAAGAAGCUGGUAGAUAUAGGGAAGUGAAAAGAACUGCUGGCGUGUCCACUACUGAUUUGGUUGGAAGGAUGCUUUUGCUCACAAGAGAACAUUUUAAGAGAGGUGACAAAGAAUACACUGUAGCCCUGGAGCAUUCUUCGAAUCUCGGUACAGAUUCAACUGCAAGGUCACCGUAUACUGGUUGUUCUCAGUUUUUGCCUACAACUCAGAAGAUCAUCCAGUUUAGCAGUGGCUUAUCACCAAAACCCACUGAUAAAGUGGUGUACGUGGCUGGAGCGUUUGAUCUCUUCCACGUGGGUCACUUGGACUUCCUGGAAGCUGCGCAUGCGCAAGGCGACUUUCUAAUCGUCGGUCUACACACAGAUCUCGAAGUUAAUCGCUAUAAGGGAUCUAAUUAUCCCAUAAUGAAUCUCCACGAACGCGUUCUCUCUGUCCUAGCUUGUAAGUAUGUUCACGAAGUGGUGAUCGGAGCGCCGUACAGUGUGACAGCGGAUCUAAUGGAUCACUUCCGAGUGUCGGUGGUAUGUCACGGGAAGACGCCCAUCGCGCUGGACGCGGACAAAUCAGACCCUUACAAGGUGCCUAAAGAACGAGGGUGCUUUAAGGUUUUAAAUUCAGGCAAUAACAUGACAACUGAGGAUAUAGUUCAACGAAUAAUCCGUCACAGAUUAGAAUUUGAGGAAAGGAACACUCGCAAAGAACAAAAGGAAUUGGCCGUUACGAAAACGGUACAGAAGGAGCAUAUCAAGCAGAAUGGAAAUUGUGUAGUUGUUAAGGGAUUUUCCGGUUAAUGUUAUAAAAAAAUACGUCAAAUCGAAACUUUCCCAGUGAAUUCUAUUAAAGAUUAUAAUACUCUGAAUUUUCAGUCUUAUUCGGUGACAUGACUAUUAUAUUUAUGAAUAUAAUUACCAUUAAAUAAAUCAUUUACCUAGUAUUGUAUAUUUAAGAAUUACGAUAAAAAUCAAACUUAAUCAAAUUAUAUUAAGUAAUAAUCAGUCAUAUUAUAAAGUGAAGGUUUUUAUUCGCAUUUUAGUAUCGUUUUUCUCAUUCCAAUAAUAUUAAUGAUACUUAAAUAUAUACUAUGAGAUUUA